Messenger RNA from Biomphalaria glabrata, 529 nucleotides. Its product is annotated as protein FAM241B-like. The transcript is spliced from 2 exons. Gene Ontology annotation, cellular component: intracellular membrane-bounded organelle. NCBI's taxonomy places the organism in Eukaryota, Metazoa, Mollusca, Gastropoda, Planorbidae. Bases 23 to 451 code for a protein of 142 amino acids. The record is from RefSeq and is a predicted model, not a curated record.
CAAACGUAAUUUCUGAACUGUGAUGGUUAAAAUUUUGGCUAAUGGGGAUAUUGUUCCCGACAAUGAUCCUAGGGUAACACAAAAUAGGGCUCAACAACGGAACAAUACUCAGGGAGGCUUUCAUUCAGCAGGGGUAAAUCAAGAUAAUCACAUACCUCAACAAGUUAGUUUAUUUCAGAUCUUAAAUCAACGACUAUUGGGUUUUGGAAUACCUCGCUGGAAUAUGGGAAACAUAGUGAUUGAACCAAUAGUUCUUGUGGGAUUUUUAAUUGCUCUAUUGCUUUUUGGAUUUCCUGGGUUGAUUUUCGGAGCUUUACUUUUUGCUGUUUGCAGUUGGAGUCAGAAUGGUGCACCUGAUUUUAUUUCCAAUUUUUUUGGAAGCAAUGAAAAUCCAGGCAGAGAUAACAGAAAUAGGGGAAGAGCUGGUGGUGGUUAUAGAUUAGGCAGAUAAAAUGUAUAUACAUACUCUUAGUAUUUAGUGACUUAAGUUAUAUAUUGUGCAUUUGAGUAUAGUAAAAGUUACUUUUUU